Messenger RNA from Trichosurus vulpecula (common brushtail), 1961 nucleotides. It is a transcript of the gene NMNAT3, whose product is annotated as nicotinamide nucleotide adenylyltransferase 3. NCBI's taxonomy places the organism in Eukaryota, Metazoa, Chordata, Mammalia, Diprotodontia, Phalangeridae. Gene Ontology annotation, molecular function: nicotinamide-nucleotide adenylyltransferase activity; nicotinate-nucleotide adenylyltransferase activity. Gene Ontology annotation, cellular component: mitochondrion. The transcript has 6 exons. Gene Ontology annotation, biological process: NAD+ biosynthetic process. The coding region runs from base 241 to 1029 and encodes 262 amino acids. The record is from RefSeq and is a predicted model, not a curated record.
ACCUCUCUCUGCGCGGGUUUCGCUCCCGUUCGGUCCGCGCCGGUCGCAGCCUGAUUGACGGCUAACCCCGUCUAACCUGUUGGCAGGAUUAACUGCCGGAGCCGUGCGCCCUUAAAUCAUGAAGCCUCCCAGGCAUCCAACAACAUCACUGAAAACAUCAUGCUAAAAAAGCGUGGGAGCAAACAUACAUCGCUGGGAUGAUUGGGAAAGUGCAAGAGCAUCGUCCAUUAUCCAGAACCUAUGCAGGUGAGAUGUGCUUCUAAGCAAGAUUUUGCUGCUCAUAACAAAAUGAGGGGCAGGAUACCAGUUAUUCUUCUUGCCUGUGGCUCCUUUAACCCCAUUACAAAUAUGCACCUGCGUUUAUUUGAAGUGGCUAGAGAUCACCUUCACCAAACAGGAAGGUACCAGGUGAUUGAAGGCAUAAUUUCCCCUGUAAAUGACAGCUAUGGAAAGAAAAACCUUGCAGCUGCAAAACAUCGGGUCGCCAUGGUACGACUGGCCCUACAGACAUCCAGCUGGAUUCGAGUGGAUCAAUGGGAAAGCGAACAAAAGGAAUGGAUAGAAACAGUGAAGGUGUUGAGACACCACAGUGAAUUGCUCAGAUCCUUACCCAGGAGGAAAGAGGCCACAAGCUCCAGGGCAGGCUCUGAAAUACCUACUGAGGAUAUCACCACUCCAGCACAUACAGCUGUUCCUGAGUUAAAACUGCUCUGUGGUGCGGAUGUCCUGAAGACAUUUCAAACCCCCAGCCUCUGGAAAGAUGAACACAUCCAAGAAAUAGUUGAAAAGUUUGGCUUAGUAUGUGUUAGCAGGGCCGGCCAUGACCAUGAACAAUACAUCUCUGAAUCAGCCAUUUUAACUCACUACCGGCAUAACAUACACCUGGUCAAGAAUGUGGUACAGAGUGAUUUGAGCGCCACAUACGUAAGACAAGCCUUGUACCAAGGACAGAGCGUGAAGUAUCUGCUUCCAGACUCAGUCCUUUCCUACAUUAAGGACCAUCACCUGUACCUGGAAGAGAGCAAAUAGACGUAAUUAAAGGAUUGGGAUGAUGCAGGAAAUGUGGUAGAUUGAGCACACAAUACAUUAUCAGGUUCUCUGAACACUCCAUCUCUGUCCAGAACUCUCCCCUACCACCAAAAAAGAAAAAAGAAACACAAUUAAUUUUAUUGGGACACAUUUCCUGCAAAUAUAAGAAACAUUUCCAUAGGAAAAACUAUUAAGUUAUGAAGGAAAAAGUGUGUUACAAAAGUUACUCCAUCGCAAAUUGAUGGAUCAUGAAAAAAAAAAAAAAGAAAGCCUUUCAAGGCCACAAGGUUAAGAAGUUUGUGGAGGCUUCUUUAUUCUACAUGUGAAAUUUGGCUUACACUGUUAUUAGGAGCUUUCAGGGUUUGCACAAAUAAUAAGUUGGGGUUUCUUUAAGUAUGGCAAAGUGUUCCCUACUCCUAUUAUAAGUAUUGUGCAUAUUGAAUUCUUUAAUAAGUCUUUAAGCGCAAUAUCCUCUUCUUUAUAGGAGAUAUUUGACAGGAUGCUAAUUACUUUACAGUGGACUUAGUAAGCCUUUGUUUUGAAAAGAAUAGUUCUAAUUGAGCAAUAUCAUAACAGGAAGUUCAGUAGUGACAAGUGUGGACUCCUUGGCUGUGUGCUCAGCACUUUCCCAAGCAGUAUUGGAUAUUCCACAGAGAACCAUUUAAGGGCAAUGCAUUUCUGUUCAGUAUAAUAAAAGUGAAAAUUAAGCUAUUUUCUAAACAAAUGUUUUACAUAUUUUAAUAUAAUAAAUAUUUUUAAUACUGUUCCAGUAGUACACGUGAUAUUCCUGACUACAAAUGUCAAUGCUCUUAUUUCUCAGGUUUCUUAAAAAAAAAACCAGUAAAUUCAUUUCAUUUUAACAGUAUCUUUUGAGUCUUUCAUGUCUGCAUGGUGGCACAAAUAAAAAAUAAAAUGACAUCAGAAAGUCCUAA